AUGGCAGACGCAGAAGAGAAAGCGAAAGCUGAGAAGCUCGCGGCCGCUAAGAAACGGGUCGAACAGAUGAAGAAGAAGAAUCAAAAGAAGACUGGCGCAAAGAAGACAGACAAACCCGAAGAAGAGAAACCUGACACCACGUCAACAGCCGAAAGCUCCAAGGCUGAAGAAGAAACAACAGAUGCGGCACCAUCACCUGCAGUCGACGAUGUCACACCAGCAGAGGGCGAACAGGCGAAUGAUGAAGCGGAUGUUCCAGACUUGAAUGUAGCAAAAUCCCAUGGCAGACAACCCUCUCUGUCGGUCCAAUCCAAGAUGCGCUCAGCCUCCUUUAGGCAGGGCUCGAUAUCUGGAGGGCCACUCUCGCCAAGCCAUUUAUUUUCCCCUGAAGGAGAUACUGCUCCGGACAUUUAUAAGAAACAACAACACAAGAUUGAGGAAUUGGAAAAGGAAAAUAAAAGGUUGGCAAAAGAGGCCAGUGAUGGUGAGAAGAGAUGGAAAAAGGCUGAACAGGAUCUCGAAGAGCUACGGGAGGCUGAAGAUGAUUCGACAACGCAAAAUAGGGGGCCACCUGCUGAUGGAGAAGGAUCAUCAGAAGAACUUGCAAAACUCAAUGCGGAAAUCGCUGCUCUUCAACGUCAGAAUGCGCAACUACAGGUGCAAUCCGCCAGAAAUACGCGUCAUGGUUCGUCUCCAUCUGUUUCAACCAACGCACCAUCAGAUUACGAAGCAGCUCUUGCCUCUAAAUCCUCGACCAUCGAGAGUAUGGAAAUAGAAAUAUCCAAUCUCAGAGCUCGUCUGGAAAAGGUAAACUCUGGCGACUCAGUCAAGGAACAGGUUAAUGCCUUGGAAGAAAAACUGGCGCGGAGUGAGAAGGCAGCCGUUAUUGCACAGCGUGAAUUGGCCGAUCUCAAGAAGAACCUUGAACGGACUACAGAAAAGGCUGUCAAGGAGGGUAGUCAGAGGACCUCGGCAGAGACGAAAUUAAAAACUUUAGAGCGGGAGUCAGAGGAGGCAAAGGCUCAUAGUGAGGAUCUACAGAAGAAGGUGGAAGCGCUGGAAAAGAAACUUGCCGCUCUUGCAACGUUGCACAAAGAACAUGACGCUCGAUUUCAGGCGCAGAAGAAAGAUGGUGAAAAGGCGGAGAAAGAUGCCUCGGAUUUAAGAUCUCGGCUGGCUGGACUUGAGAAUGAGAACCAGCGAUUACGGGAUGAGAGAGAACGAGCGAAGAAGAGGGAUGCUGAAGGCAUCGAUGACGAUGGGGUCGAUGAAUUGGAGAACGAAGAACGCGAACGGCUUGAAAAGAAAGUCCGCGAUCUAGAGGGAGAGGUACAUGAGCUUCGUCGAGGUGUUUGGAGAGAGCGACGACAGCAAUUAGACGGAGACGAACCGGCUGGCGCGACUAGUCCCGGCGCCAGGUUUACCGACAUUGACCUAAGUGGACAUACGUCUCCCAACCGGCGGAGAAGUAUCGCUAACCACCAGGGUCGUGGAAACGGACUGGGGGAUUUCCUCACCAGCGGUUUCAACGCGAUUACAGGAGGUACGAGCUCAGGGGCGAGAGACGACGACGCCCUGUUAGAGGAUGAUGAAGACAUGGACUUUGACGAGGACGCAUUCCGACUGGCGCAGGAAGAAGAAGCAAAAGCCCGCAUUGAGCGAGUGAAGGAGGUCAAGCGGGGUCUAAAGAACUGGGAGGGCUACCGAUUGGAUCUUGUGGAAAACAGGAGGGGUGGUGGUGAAGGAGUCGGGGAAAUCUUUGAUAUCUAG
This is a messenger RNA of Glarea lozoyensis ATCC 20868, 1770 nucleotides long. RefSeq lists its product as uncharacterized. The record is from RefSeq and is a predicted model, not a curated record. Bases 1 to 1770 code for a protein of 589 amino acids. NCBI's taxonomy places the organism in Eukaryota, Fungi, Ascomycota, Leotiomycetes, Helotiales, Helotiaceae. The transcript has 3 exons.